GAUGUUUCACGCGAAAAUUGAGCGCUUUAUUAGCAUUUGUGAUAUUUUGAUUGUGUGCCAAAUUGUAGUGAUUCAAUCAAAAUUUAAUCUAAAAUCGGUUGAUUUCCUGAAGACCUUCCAGGAUCCACUAACAAGAAAAUUGUGCAAAUUAAGAACCAAUGAAUUGAUUGAAUAUAAUGGUUACCGUGCAGAGGAACAUAAUGUCAUCACCGAAGAUGGAUACAAUUUGACGAUUUUUCGAUGCAAUUCAAAGAACCGAUCACCAGACAAGGAUAAAGUAGUAGUUUUACAUCAUGGUUUGCUAGCAUCAUCUGAUGAUUAUUGCAUGAACGUUCCGAGUCAAUCAUUGGCAUAUAUUUUGGCGGAUGCCGGCUAUGACGUUUUCUUAUCUAACUCAAGGGGCAAUUCUUAUUCACGAAGUCAUAUCACACUAACUCCAAAUGAUAAACGAUUCUGGAACUUUUCAUGGUACGUGAUAGCCAUUUAUGAUUAUCCAGCCGUGUUUGAUUAUGUUAUUAAAGAGACCAAACAGACGAAAGUGAAUGUUGUGGCCUUUUCGAUGGGCACUACAUCUAUGAUGACCCUUUUAUCAGAUCGGCCUGAGUAUAAUGAUUACGUUCGUGCGGCGAGCCUUAUGGCACCAGUCGGAUACAUAAAAUAUGCUGGAGCUUUCUAUCAAACACUGGAAUCUUUUCACAAAUUUUUAGUAAGAUUUUCCAAUACAGAACUGCUGCCAAAAGGUAUUCUCACUGAAUUAUUUGCCACAUUUUGUGGCGCUAGUUUUCAACCACUAUGCGAAAAGUUAUCUUAUAUAAUUUUUGGCCCGAGUCAAGGACAAGUUAAUCACACAAUGAUGGCGAAUUUUUUCUGUCAUUUACCAAGUGGUACUUCAUUAAAUCAAAUACUUCAUUACGGUUCAGAAAUACGUCAUAACUAUUUUGGAGAAUAUAUGCGAGGCUCGACAGUACCACCAGAUUUCAAUUUGUCGCAAAUUCGGGCCCCAAUCUCACUGCAUUAUUCACCUAAUGAUAUACUAGGCGAUCCAAAAGAUGUGGCAAAAUUAAUUCCAAAGUUAAACAAUUGUCUGGCUCGUGUUCAAUUUGUAAACCAAACGAAGUUUAAUCAUUACGAUUUUAUCUGGGGAAUCCAAGCGGCUGAAUUGGUUUACUCAAAUAUUAUGUCAUUUUUUAAUGAACAUCAAUAA
Molecule: messenger RNA, 1204 nt
Organism: Contarinia nasturtii (swede midge)
Lineage: Eukaryota; Metazoa; Arthropoda; Insecta; Diptera; Cecidomyiidae
Product: lipase 3-like
Exons: 5
Coding region: 2-1204 (400 amino acids)
Biological process (GO): lipid metabolic process
Molecular function (GO): hydrolase activity, acting on ester bonds
Source: RefSeq, a predicted model, not a curated record